This is a messenger RNA of Mya arenaria, 942 nucleotides long. RefSeq names its product tripartite motif-containing protein 45-like. Bases 1 to 942 code for a protein of 313 amino acids. Lineage: Eukaryota; Metazoa; Mollusca; Bivalvia; Myida; Myidae. Gene Ontology annotation, molecular function: zinc ion binding; ubiquitin-protein transferase activity. The record is from RefSeq and is a predicted model, not a curated record. Gene Ontology annotation, cellular component: chromatin; nucleoplasm. Gene Ontology annotation, biological process: positive regulation of DNA-templated transcription. The transcript has a single exon.
AUGGAGGUAUCUGGAAAGAGACGUGACCCUGACCUUAACAAGGGCUCCGAUGACACAACUGUCUACUGUCAGCCGUGUGAAGAGGAAGGCAAACGCUCUGUAGCCCAGGGAUUCUGCCAGACCUGCCAAGAGUACAUGUGUGAUCCCUGUAUCAUGGCCCAUAAGAAAUUCAAGGUGUCCAGGAACCACAUUAUGUUGUCCAAAGAUAAGAUGCCGUCCUUCUACCCGUCCACUAAGCAGUCUGACUUGGGCGUAACUGAAUAUUGUAAAACACAUCCGAAUGAGAUGAUCAAGUUUUACUGUCCGACCCACAGCGACCUUGGUUGUAGCGACUGUGUAGUCAUCGGUCAUCGCACGUGCAAAGUCGACUACAUUGCUGAUGUGUCUAAGGAUUUCACCAAUGAAAGGGAAUUCAGGGAGCUGGAACCAUCUAUUAAACGAGCGGAAGAUCUUCUAUCUGGGUGCAUAAGUAAAGUAAAGGAGCUUUUUGACGAGGUCAAACACAAGUCUAAGGAUGAGAUCGACAGACUGAGAAAGUUCCGUGCAGAAAUCAAUACCUACCUGGACCGACGCGAGAAGGAGUUGCUCGGCAACAUCCAGAAAAUGAAGACCGAGGAUGAAAGCGCGCUGACUGAACUGAAGACUGAUUGUGAGUUGGCGAAAUGCGGACUUGAGGCCACUAGGACAGAACUGACUUCCGUGGACGUCUCGGUGAACCAGCGGUACGUGACGGCAAGGAGAGCCCAGAAGGAACUACGGGAGAUUCAUAACAAGAUGGAGAAGAUGGCUGGUAGGAUGAAGGCGGCCCGGAAGUAUCGAUUUGUUGAAGACGCGGACACGAAACGGCUGCUGGGAUCGAAAAUGGGCCUUGGAACACUGAACAUGGCGGGAGAGCUUGGUAGGAAUAGAAUGCUUAAUUAUUACUAUCUCCCAAUAAGUUAG